AUGAAGAACAUAGGAGGACAUACAGCCGAGCGAGCUCCUUACUGGAUGAGGUUAUAUUUUGGAGGUUCUAGUACCAAUAAGGGUGAUGCUGGCGACAUUGGCAAUGAUGGUGGUAGUGAGGGUAAACUAGAUGAUGAUGAUGAUGAAAUUCUUCACAAAGUUUUUUGGAAUGUCCACACGAGAGCCAGGCUUCGAGAUGGCACUGAAUUCGCUGGGAGAGUCGAGUUGCUAGGUAAUGAUGAAUGGUAUCGACUCAUGGAUGACCAUUGGGACAGUUUGAAGUCUCAGACAAUUUGUUUGAGUCUCGGCUAUCCGGACGGUAAAACUAUUCACCGUUACAUCCCUAUUCACACGCAGCACUUGAAUCCUCGCAUCGUAUCAGGGUUCUACUGCUCCUACGUCGGUCUGAAUGAUUUGAGUUGCAGUGCUAAGGACAUGCGAAAAUCCAGCACCAAACUUAAUAGGCAGCUGACAGCCGACGUUUCUGUUCUAUGCAUCUCCGAUGAUUUAAUCAAAACGAACAGCGGUUAUUUUUCCAUGUUGAGUUUGAGUGGAUACUCGCUAGAGAUGUUCUGCGAAUCGACCGACGACGAACAGUUCAUGCACUACACGUGUGAGGCUAGCAGCGAAAGUUUCGCAUCUCAACUGGUCGGAUAUUUUAGAGAACAUUACUGCCAUCUGACGCAAGACCCGUUGAAACCAAUCCCAUGCGAUGACUGGACGACCAAGGAGAUGUUCUACAAAAGUUUCUUUCCAGUUCAACAGAAUGAAACUGAUUUGAAAAAAAAUGUUGAGAAUGGAAGUGACAGGCAGUCUCAGGCAGAGAUACUUUCCGAUCAGUCUAUCCCCGUCAAUAAAUUCGAAACCAAAGAAAAAAUAAAUUUAAACUCGAAAUUUGCUCAUUCGCAACUCGACUGCUCCAAGUUCAUCCACAUGAACAUCACAUGCAAACACCGACACGCCAUCGACAUAACGACCACUAACGAAGCUAUCAUUCUAUUCGAAGCCAGGAGAGAGUUCUACGAUUCUCUAGACAGAUUCGAUGAAAUAUCGACCUGGUUGCACAUGGUCACAAUGCACAAGUUGAGGGAAGGAUCUCUGAAGCAGCCGAGGCAAGGGUUAGUGAAGUCACGCAUCAUGCAACUGUCUCCGUACUUGCUCAACAAACUGGCCAGCGAUGUCGCCAACAUUACCAGGGACAUCAGUGCAACCUUCCAGCCUGCAGUGAAACAACUCAACUUCGUCAAACUGAACAUGUUGAAGAAAAUCUACAAACCAAUAUUGAUUUUUUUCAACGAAACCAUGAAAGAAGUGAAGUACGAAUCGUCGGAUCAAUUUUAUGAUUCGUCUGAAAACGACUCGAGAGCAACUGACCUCCUGAUACACAAAAAUGAUUUCGUCAUGAACAACAGCAGGUUGGUUGAAAAGUUGUGGCUCCUCAAGUUUAAAACAAACGCUACAAAAUCGUUGAGAGUCACUUAUUCAAGUGCCAGUCUGAGUAAAAAGUUUGUAAAUUUUGUGUUUCUGGAUUUUUUAAACAGCAACAGUUGCGUGGCCGUCAUCAGAAGGUGGCACCUGAACUCCCUCUACUUCAUCGGCUGCUACGACCUCACCAUGUCUGUCAAUCUGAAAUCCUGGAAACUAAUUCAUAGCUACCUGCUGAACUACGGUGUAUUCGGUAUCAACUGGAGCAACUUCAAUCUUUCAUACGAUUGGACGGAGUAUCGGCAAUCGAAGCCUCAAAGUUUUGUAAUCGAUUCUUUCAACGAGUCCGAAUACUUGCUCAAAUGUUCCACAUUCCUACAUAAAAAUUCAAAAUUUCACGAACGAAACCAUCUCGAUGACGUCAUAUCGCGUGGAACUCCCCACAGCGGCACAACACGAAAAAUGCACAUGAACGUUCAGUGGGUGAUGGAAGACCCUGAAACGGAAACGGAUCAUGUAAUUUGGAGCGACGGAGUCUUGCAAAACGAGGACCAAGUUGGAGGAAAUGACGUCACAUUCAGCGUAAGCGGAUACAAACUAGGAGUUUAUGAUCUGAAGAUGGCCGUGAAAGAAUUUAAGAGAUUUGAUAAGCUGGUUGACGGCUACAGUAACAACAACGACGACGACGACGACGACGAUGACGUCAACAACUACAACGAAGAUGAAUCAAAUACUGUCGAGAAAAACAAAAACCUGAACAACAAAAACAACAACUGUGACAGUAAUGCAGACAGCAAUUCAGAUUUCUAUCACAUUCGACUGAAUAGUGGCGACGAGUUUGAAAAUAAUGAAUACGGCGCAGCUGGGAAACCGGAAGAACCUAUAAAAAUAAUUUUCAAAGCCGAAAUAACGGUACUGAUGAGUAAUCCUAUCUGUCACAACACAUUUCACGAGAUGGAUGCCAAAGAAUUUAUCGUAUCGAGGUGCGAGUUUAAAUACUCGGGUAGGUACGAACCGGCCAUUUCGUUUUCCGUUAUCGACGAGUUUAUAGUCGGUGACAAAAUCGAUAAUACGAGGGGCGGUCGAGCUGAGAGUAAUUAUAGGAUUGACGUUACGGGCAAGCAGUUAGGAAGCCAGCGACUGUCUUCGACAAGAGGGCAGUCAACCGCAACAACAUCAGCCACAACAAAAUACAACGUUGGUGACGACGUGUAUAAAUACAUGCCGCCAAACAACAACGACUCAAGCGACAUUAAAGCAGACACCCACCAUCAACCUAGCAACAGCUACGAAACGCAUGGGGUUGUUUACGACAAUGCCAAUGAACACUCGACUAAAGACCAUCAAUCGAAUACUUUAUUGGACAUUCUUUGCCACAUCGAAUUCGAUAAACCAACCGACAAUGUACCCAAAUUCAAAGCGGUCAUUCCCUGCAAAUAUACCGAUAUUGAAGAAUCGAAAAAUAUUCUACAGACCGACUCUACCGACAAACGAGUAUCGGUUAUAAUGGCGAUGAUGAUAGCGAUAUCAUUUGUGAUACCGUCCAUCGCAUGCUUGCUUCUCUUCAUUCGCACCAAGAUCAUCAACAACAUGCUCAAUACAGACAUUGAAAUUAUUGAGGACGUGUUGAAAGAAGAUGGUCCGAAGGAUUCGAUAACAUUUGAAAGACUCAGCCCAGAUGCUCUUACAACCAAUCCCACCUGGUCCAACUUUUUAAUUAAUCCGCAACAUCAUUCCACCAAGAGUGGCCAGCGUCGCUACUUCAACGCCGUCAAAGAAGACGACAGCCUGGCUACAGAGUUGCAAAAAUUCAUCCUGCUGAAAUCUGACGUAGCAUUUUCAAGCGCCAGCAUGGACUCAGCUUCUCUCAGCGACAGCUCUGAUCCGAUGCGAGUUUUGGAUGGGAAAAUUUCGAAACUUGCUCAUGAUUCCGGGCCGGCCUAUACAAGAUCUCAACUCUUGGACAACCUCAAAUCUUUAAAAUUAAUAUCAGUUUCAAAAAGUUUGAGUUCGAUCUUUGGAUACUUAACUAGAGCAGGCAUGCUAGAAAACGGCCAGGCAGCAUUAGACAGCGGCACGAUGCAAAUGCAUGCGGCCGGUAGCAUAAGCGAACUUGUGGCAAAGAAAACUUCUUCAAUCGCCAUCAAUCCACACACGGUGCCCAACAACAGAGUUUGGAAACAAUCCGUUUCCUUUGGCAGGAAAAGUAGUUCAAACGAAAGAAUUAAUGUUCCAGCAAACAAGCGAAUAGACCUAUUAGAAAAUAAACACAGCAAUUUGCAACUGAAAGACAAAUGGACAGAUGAACUGAUGGGCAGAUGA
Helobdella robusta is the source of this 3747-nucleotide messenger RNA. RefSeq lists its product as hypothetical. The transcript has 7 exons. Lineage: Eukaryota; Metazoa; Annelida; Clitellata; Rhynchobdellida; Glossiphoniidae. Gene Ontology annotation, cellular component: membrane. The record is from RefSeq and is a predicted model, not a curated record. The coding region runs from base 1 to 3747 and encodes 1248 amino acids.